UCGGCGCUCACUACGAACUAGCUGCUUGGCGCCGCGGCGGCCGUUCUGCGAGUGCUGCCCGGGGAGGCGAGAGUCCACCGGCCGGCUGGCAAGAAUGAAAGCGGGCGUCACCCACUGCCGAUGCUCUCGGUGUUUCCCGGUCCCUUCUAAGAGAAGGGUGAAGAAGAGACCCCGAAUCCUGACCUUGCUGUGUCUUCCAGAAGACAUCCUCUUCCAUGUUCUCAAAGGGCUUCCUAUAGAAGACAUCCUUUCCCUCCGAGCUGUGCAUUCUCAUCUUAAGUAUCUUAUAGAUAACCACACCUGCAUUUGGGCCUGUGCAAGCUUUCAAGAAGAGUGGCCUUCCCCGAGAAACUUGAAAAUCUUCGAAAGGGCUGCAGAAAAGGGUAACUUUGAAGCUGCUGUGAAACUUGGAAUAGCCUACCUCUACAAUGAAGGCCCAUCUGUUUCCGAUGAAGGUCGUGCGGAAGUGAACGGGCUGAAGGCAUCCCACUUUUUCAGCCUGACUGAGUGCUUAAAUGUCUCUGCGGUGCCUUUUGUCUGGCUGUUCAUACGUCCCCCCUGGUCUCUGGGCGGGAGCUGUUGCAAAGCCGUGGUGUACGAGAGCCUCCGGAGAGAGUGUCAGCAGCGAAAAACUCAGCGAGGAUCGAUUCUAUACUGUUUGGCAAAAGUUCUGAAUCUCUUCGAGGACGAAGAGAAGCGGAAAGAAGCUCUGGAGAUGUUUGAAGAGUCCUCAAAGCAAGGCUGCUUGCACAGCUCUUACCUCCUGUGGGAAAAUAACCAGAAAGCUGCUAUGUCAGAUCCUGGUAGAUACCUUCAGAGCCUCAGACAACUUAGGGACUAUGCAGCCAAGGGCUCUUGGGAAGCUCAGAUCGCCCUCUCCAAAGCCUGCGGGAACGGAAGCCAACUGGGGCCAGAAAGCAAGAUAUCCCCGGAGACCCUCUCCCAGUUUUUCCAGGCUUCUCUUCCUCUGAGCAAGCAAAGCAUCUUCACUGUCCAAAAGGGUAUGAAUGAGACAAUGAGAUACAUCUUGGUGGAUUGGCUGGUGGAAGUCGCCACCAUGAAAGAUUUUUCCAGUCUUUGCCUUCACAUGACCAUCGGCUGUGUGGAUCGGUACUUGAAACUAAGACCCGUGCCCCGGGCUCAGCUGCAGCUUUUAGGAAUUGCGUGCAUGGUCAUUUGUACCCGCUUUGUGAGUAAAGAGAUUCUGACGAUUCGCGAAGCGGUUUGGUUGACCGACAACACGUACAAGUACGAAGAUCUGGUGAGGAUGAUGGGGGAGAUCAUUUCUGCCCUGGAAGGCAGGAUAAAGAUUCCUACCAUUAUUGAUUAUAAAGAAGUCCUGCUGAACGUCGUCCCGCUGGAGAGAAGGACUGCCUCCCUGUACAGCUUCAUCUGUGAACUCUCCCUCCUGAACACGGGCCUUUGCAUCUAUUCUCCUGCCCGCUUGUCCGCAGCAGCUCUGCUACUAGCCAAAGUCCUGCACAGACAAGCUCGCCCGUGGACUAGCCAGCUAAUGGAAAAUACAGGAUUUUCUCUUGAAGAGCUGGUUCCCUGUGUGCUGAGCCUCCACCAGAAGUGCUUCCAUGAAGAUGUGCCCAAAGAUUAUAGACAGGUGUCCCUGACUGCUGUGAAGCAACGAUUUGAGGAUAAGCGCUACGAAGAAAUUGGAAAGGAAGAGGUGACGAGCUACAGCCAGCUCUGCUCCCUGUUAGGAGUGAAACAGGAAGACCCGGAGCCUGGAUCUUCGUACGUGAAUGCAGUGGAGACCUUCCUCACUUCCCCUUCUGGAAAACGUUCUAAAAGGAGAAGGGAAGACAGCAUCCAGGAGGACCGGGGGAGCUUUGUCACCACCCCCACGGCUGAAUUGUCCACUCAGGAAGAAAGUCUUCUGGAUAAUUUUCUAGACUGGAGCUUGGAUGCUUGCUCGGGAUAUGAAGGAGAUCAAGAAAGUGAAGGCGAGAAGGAGGGAGACGUUACAGCUCCUAUUGGAAUUCCGGAGGGAAAUCUACCACACCAGGACCUCAGAAAGCCUUGCUGUUGCCAAGAAUCCAGCGAUGACGAGAGCCUUCCCAAAGGAGGAUGUCAGUACAUCGUGAAGGAUUAUGACCAUCCCAACGAGGAGAGCGAGUUUCCCAUCAUCCGAGCCUCUCCUGGGGAAGUCAGCUCAGGCUAUGCCUCAGUCAACAGCACCAGCCCUCCUACUGCUACCGAUGGCAGCUUCAGCACGUUACUCAAAGCCAGUUUGGGGCAACCACUGAGGCUGGUGAAGGAUAAAAUCCUACAGCUGCCUUCGCGCUCAGAGUCAUGUUUACAUUCUGCCAAUGGCCGCUCUAGCAGGAGACAAGCCAAGAGGAAGAACGUAACGGCAUACAUUGAAGAAGAGAAGAACCACUUGAGUUUCUUGAGCCUUUGAAGGCUUGGAAGGCAGAAGUUGUUGAAGCUUGAACCUUAGAAGCUGUUUCUCAGAACGUCAGAAUCCUUCAAAGCAGGAGCAAAAAUGGGGGGUUGUUGUACCAAGUAUCUUGGAUGUUGUGGAUCAUCACUCUCUAUGCUUCCCAGGGUAGUUCCUGGUUCCCCUCACACAACUGUCAGCUUUUCUUGAGGUUGCCACCCUCACUACAUCCCACCCUGGUAGCCAAAUCAAAGGUGAAGGUGCUAAGACGUGCAACACAGAGGUCCUAGCUUACGACAUGGAAGACCUACCUCUCCUCCAGGACCAAAUCAUAGUCUUCCCAGGAGAUAUUGGGUUGGCCUGUGUGCUAGAUAAGGUUACCAAGUAAAUUUUGGUUCACGUUCCAUGUCGGACAGCUUCACCCCGAUCUUUUUAGCAAUUCGGAAGCAAUCCUUGAAUUUUUCUCUCUUUCUCUUGCUAUUAGAACAACUUAUCCAUGAAAUGAAGGAGACCAGAUUAGGGACACACACAUACAAAAUGGAUCCUUGGCCACCUUCUGAAAUAUAAACAUCUCAUUGAUGGAUGCUCUCUGCAGAUGUUAAUCAAAGUGGGCUGGCUAUUGUAGUCAUCUUGAGAGGGUAUGGAGCAAUGUUUUCUUGGUAGCUUGGACUGUCUGGUGUUAUUUGGAGAAGGGAUACUACCUCAUUUAAAUGCUUGUUACCCUCAAAUUGCUUUUUGUAAGGUGACCCCUUUCCAAGUUGCUGAGCUACACCCUUGAGGGCACCAGGUUAGGGAAGGAUGGUCUAGCACAGCAUUCCUCAACCUCAGCAAUUUUAAGACAUGUGGAUUUCAACUCCCAGAACUCCCCAGCCAGCAAAUAAUUCUGGGAGUUGCAGUCCAUGCAUCUUAAAAUUGCUGAGGUUGAGAAAUACUGCUCUGUAACGGGAUCCUGCCAGUCAUUGGUGAAUAGGACACCACCGUUUACCAAUUAUUGUCUAUGUAUUUGACAGUGUUUCCUGCCUUUCUGUUCAAAAUAACAGAUAUCGCUUAUGGACUAGUGUCAUAAAGUUAUUUAGCAAAUGCAUCCUGUCCCCAUUUUUGCAUACUAUUCCUUAACCUUCUUUCCCAUGUGUUCCUUUGUCAUCGUGUUCUUUCUUUCUUCGCUCGCUUCCUUACUUUCUCUGAUUUUACCUGUUCCUUUCCUCCUAAGAAUUCAAGGCAGUUGUAUCCACUGGCCCCACAACUGUGUUGACAGCCCUGGGAUGUGGAGCAAGGCUUUGUGACCCAAAUUUAUUUGUUUAUUCGUGUCAGGAGCAUCACAAUUAAAAUAAGGCAUACAAAAAACAUUAAAAUACAAGAUUAAAACAUGUCCAAGUUAAACAGAUCUUGCCCAGAAACUAGCAACGUUAAAUGCGUUAUUUUCGCUGUCAUGAAGUCCUCAAGUGUACAGUAGGAACACAAUCUUUGCGACUGAGCCUGGUGAUGGAAAUGACACCCAUGUUGAUCAAUUUAAUAGGGUAGAAAUUUUGAAAAACCCUAAAAAAUAAUAGGUCCGUUCUAUGGAAGAGCCCAUAGGGUGUCAGAUAUGCAAUAUGGCUUGAAUGAUCUUGAAAACUAAUCACUUUUUCAUUGAAAAAAACCAACCACUUUUUUCCCAUUUUUAUGUGACCAGGAGACACCAAAAUAAUGGUUUUUGUUAUUUGCUGUAUUGUCCACUUGGGGCCGGGGGGGGGGGGGGA
This is a messenger RNA of Crotalus tigris (Tiger rattlesnake), 4131 nucleotides long. It is a transcript of the gene CCNF, whose product is annotated as cyclin F. Gene Ontology annotation, molecular function: cyclin-dependent protein serine/threonine kinase regulator activity; protein binding. The record is from RefSeq and is a predicted model, not a curated record. Bases 95 to 2413 code for a protein of 772 amino acids. Lineage: Eukaryota; Metazoa; Chordata; Lepidosauria; Squamata; Viperidae. The transcript is spliced from 17 exons. Gene Ontology annotation, biological process: mitotic cell cycle phase transition; regulation of cyclin-dependent protein serine/threonine kinase activity. Gene Ontology annotation, cellular component: cytoplasm; nucleus; centrosome.